CUUAGGCACCGGCGGGGCCGGCGGUUCCAGGGCGGGCACUCCCAGCCUCCUGGGGAGUGGGCGAGGGUCCGAGGCCCACUCUCCCCUCGCGCUCUCAUCCGCACGCCCCCAGGUCGGGAGGACGGCGGCGCGCAACUUUGAAUCAUCCGUGUGGCGAGGGUUGCAGCUUCCCCGGUCCCUAAUUAAGGGGCGGUUCCCGGACCCCUCUUGGCAUUAGAGACGAGCCGCGCCGAUGCCCUCGCGCUCCGCGCCUCCCCUCCCCGGAUUUUAACACCACACUCUCCUCUGCCGACCAGGUGACCUUUGGCUCUGAGCCGGAUCAGAGAAGAAUUCGGUGUCCGCGCGGGACGAUGCCUGAGCAGGAGAGACAGAUCACUGCCAGAGAGGGGGCCAGUCGGAAAAUCUUAUCGAAGCUUUCUUUGCCUACCCGUGCCUGGGGACCAGCAAUGAAGAAGAGUUUUGCUUUUGACAAUGUUGGCUACGAAGGUGGUCUGGAUGGCCUGGGCCCUUCUUCUCAGGUGGACACCAGCACAAUCAGGAUCUUGGGCAUGACUUGCCAGUCAUGUGUGAAGUCCAUUGAGGACAGAAUUUCCAGUUUGAAAGGCAUUGUGAGCAUGAAGGUUUCCCUGGAACAAGGCAGUGCCACUGUGAAAUAUGUGCCAUCAGUUGUGAGCCUGCAACAGGUUUGCCAUCAAAUUGGGGACAUGGGCUUUGAGGCCAGCAUUGCAGAAGGAAAGGCAGCCUCCUGGCCCUCAAGGUCCUUGCCUGCCCAGGAGGCUGUGGUCAAGCUCCGGGUGGAGGGCAUGACCUGCCAGUCCUGUGUCGGCUCCAUUGAAGGCAAGGUCCGGAAACUGCAAGGAGUAGUGAGAGUCAAAGUCUCACUCAGCAACCAAGAGGCUGUCAUCACUUAUCAGCCUUAUCUCAUUCAGCCUGAAGACCUCAGGGACCAUGUAAAUGACAUGGGAUUUGAAGCUGCCAUCAAGAACAAAGUGGCUCCCUUAAGCCUGGGACCAAUUGAUAUUGAGCGGUUAGAAAGCACUAACCCAAAGAGACCUUUAUCUUCUGCUAACCAGAAUUUUAAUAAUUCUGAGACCUUGGGACACCAAGGAAGGAAUGUGGUCACCCUCCAACUGAGAAUAGAUGGAAUGCACUGUAAGUCUUGUGUCUUGAAUAUUGAAGAAAAUAUUGGCCAACUCCUAGGGGUUCAAAGUAUUAAAGUGUCCUUGGAGAACAAAACUGCCCAAGUACAGUAUGACCCUUCUCGUACCAGCCCAGUGGCUCUGCAGACGGCUAUCGAGGCACUUCCACCUGGGAACUUUAAAGUUUCUCUUCCUGAUAGAGCCGAAGGGAGUGGGACAGAUCACAGGUCUUCCAGUUCUCAUUCCCCUGGCUCCUCCCCAAGAAACCAGGUGCAGAGCACAUGCAGUACCACUCUGAUUGCCAUUGCCGGCAUGACCUGUGCAUCCUGUGUCCAUACCAUUGAAGGCAUGAUCUCCCAACUGGAAGGGGUGCAGCAAAUAUCGGUGUCUUUGGCCGAAGGGAUUGGAACAGUUCUUUAUAAUCCCUCUGUAAUUAGCCCAGAAGAACUCAGAGCUGCUAUAGAAGACAUGGGAUUUGAGGCUUCAGUCGUUUCUGAAAACUGUUCUACUAGCCCUCUUGGAAACCACAGUGCUGGGAAUUCCAUGGUGCAAACUACAGGUGGUACACCUACAUCUGUGCAGGAAGUGGCUCUCCACGCUGGGAGUCUCCCUACAAACCAUCUCCCGGACAUCUGGGCAAAGUCCCCACAAUCAACCAGAGCAGUGGCACCGCAGAAGUGCUUCUUACAGAUCAAAGGCAUGACUUGUGCGUCCUGUGUGUCCAACAUAGAAAGGAAUCUGCAGAAGGAAGCUGGUGUUCUCUCCGUGUUGGUUGCCUUGAUGGCAGGAAAGGCAGAGGUCAAAUAUGACCCGGAGGUCAUUCAGCCGCUCGAGAUAGCUCAGUUGAUCCAGGACCUGGGCUUUGAGGCAGCAGUCAUGGAGGACUCCGCAGGCUCCGAUGGCAACAUUGAGCUGACAAUCACAGGGAUGACCUGCGCGUCCUGUGUCCACAACAUAGAGUCCAAACUCACGAGGACGAAUGGCAUCACUUAUGCCUCCGUUGCCCUUGCCACCAGCAAAGCCCUUGUUAAGUUUGACCCGGAAAUUAUCGGUCCACGGGAUAUUAUCAAAAUUAUUGAGGAAAUUGGCUUUCAUGCUUCCCUGGCCCAGAGAAUCCCCAACGCUCAUCACUUGGACCACAAGAUGGAAAUAAAGCAGUGGAAGAAGUCUUUCCUGUGCAGCCUGGUGUUUGGCAUCCCUGUCAUGGCCUUAAUGAUCUAUAUGCUGAUACCCAGCAACCAGCCCCACCAGUCUAUGGUCCUGGACCGCAACAUCAUUCCAGGACUGUCCAUUCUAAAUCUCAUCUUCUUUAUCUUGUGCACCUUUGUCCAGGUCCUCGGCGGGUGGUACUUCUACGUUCAGGCCUACAAAUCUCUGAGACACAGGUCAGCCAACAUGGACGUGCUCAUCGUCCUGGCCACGAGCAUUGCUUACGUCUAUUCUCUGGUCAUCCUGGUGGUUGCUGUGGCCGAGAAGGCGGAGAGGAGCCCUGUGACAUUCUUCGACACGCCCCCUAUGCUCUUUGUGUUCAUUGCCCUGGGGCGGUGGCUGGAACACUUGGCAAAGAGCAAAACCUCAGAAGCCCUGGCCAAACUCAUGUCUCUCCAAGCCACAGAAGCCACCGUUGUGACCCUUGGUGAGGACAAUUUAAUCAUCAGGGAGGAGCAAGUCCCCAUGGAGCUGGUGCAGCGGGGCGAUAUCGUCAAGGUGGUCCCUGGGGGAAAGUUCCCAGUGGACGGGAAAGUCCUGGAAGGCAAUACCAUGGCUGAUGAGUCCCUCAUCACAGGAGAAGCCAUGCCAGUCACUAAGAAACCCGGAAGCACUGUAAUUGCGGGGUCUAUAAAUGCACAUGGCUCUGUGCUCAUUAAAGCCACCCAUGUAGGCAAUGACACCACUUUGGCUCAGAUUGUGAAACUGGUGGAAGAGGCUCAGAUGUCAAAGGCCCCCAUUCAGCAACUGGCUGACCGGUUUAGUGGAUAUUUUGUCCCACUUAUCAUCAUCAUGUCAACUUUGACGUUGGUGGUAUGGAUUGUAAUCGGUUUUAUCGAUUUUGGUGUUGUUCAGAAGUACUUUCCUAACCCCAACAAGCACAUCUCCCAGACAGAGGUGAUCAUCCGGUUUGCAUUCCAGACGUCCAUCACGGUGCUGUGCAUUGCCUGCCCCUGCUCCUUGGGGCUGGCCACACCCACGGCCGUCAUGGUGGGCACCGGGGUGGCCGCGCAGAAUGGCAUCCUCAUCAAGGGAGGCAAGCCCCUGGAGAUGGCGCACAAGAUAAAGACUGUGAUGUUUGACAAGACUGGCACCAUUACCCAUGGGGUCCCCAGGGUCAUGCGAGUGCUCCUACUGGGGGAUGUGGCCACCCUGCCCCUCAGGAAGGUUCUGGCUGUGGUGGGGACUGCGGAGGCCAGCAGCGAACACCCCUUGGGCGUGGCAGUCACCAAAUACUGUAAAGAGGAACUUGGAACAGAGACCUUGGGAUACUGCACGGACUUCCAGGCGGUGCCAGGCUGUGGGAUUGGGUGCAAAGUCAGCAACGUGGAAGGCAUCCUGGCCCACAGUGAGCGCCCUUUGAGUGCACCUGCCAGUCACCUGAAUGAGGCUGGCAACCUUCCCGCAGAAAAAGAUGCAGCCCCCCAGACCUUCUCUGUGCUGAUUGGAAACCGUGAAUGGCUGAGGCGCAACGGCUUAACCAUUUCCAGUGACGUCAGUGACGCUAUGACAGACCACGAGAUGAAAGGACAGACAGCCAUCCUGGUGGCUAUCGACGGUGUGCUCUGUGGGAUGAUUGCUAUCGCAGAUGCUGUCAAGCAGGAGGCCGCCCUGGCUGUGCACACGCUGCAAAGCAUGGGUGUGGACGUGGUUCUGAUCACCGGGGACAACCGGAAGACAGCCAGAGCCAUUGCCACCCAGGUUGGCAUCAACAAAGUCUUUGCAGAGGUGCUGCCUUCGCACAAGGUGGCCAAGGUCCAGGAGCUCCAGAAUGAAGGGAAGAGAGUCGCCAUGGUGGGGGAUGGGGUCAAUGACUCCCCAGCCUUGGCUCAGGCAGACAUGGGUGUCGCCAUUGGCACUGGCACGGAUGUGGCCAUCGAGGCAGCCGACGUCGUCCUCAUCAGAAAUGAUUUGCUGGAUGUGGUGGCUAGCAUUCACCUUUCCAAGAGGAUUGUCCGGAGGAUACGCAUCAACCUGGUCCUGGCACUGAUUUAUAACCUGGUUGGGAUACCCAUCGCGGCAGGUGUCUUCAUGCCCAUCGGCAUUGUGCUGCAGCCCUGGAUGGGCUCAGCGGCCAUGGCUGCCUCCUCUGUGUCUGUGGUGCUGUCAUCCCUGCAGCUCAAGUGCUAUAAGAAGCCUGACCUGGAGAGGUAUGAGGCACAGGCGCAUGGCCACAUGAAGCCCCUGACAGCAUCCCAGGUCAGUGUGCACAUCGGCAUGGAUGACAGACGGCGGGACUCCCCCAGGGCCACACCAUGGGACCAGGUCAGCUAUGUCAGCCAGGUGUCGCUGUCCUCCCUGACAUCCGACAAGCCAUCUCGGCACAGCACUGCAGCGGACGAUGGUGGGGACAAGUGGUCUCUGCUCCUGAAUGACAGGGAUGAGGAGCAGUACAUCUGAUGGCACCAGGCAGGCGGGCCAGGGCAGGGCCUUGCCUCCACUCGCCACAAGCUGAGCGGGACAGCCAGCAGCAGGAUGGGCUGAGCUAGCCUCCAGCUUUGGGGACUUCCACUCCCUGGAUAUGUCCAGUCAUCCUGCCCUGCAGCACGUGGCCUUGUCUGAGUGCAACUGGCCUUGCCCUAGAGAAGACGGCCUGGCCUGCCUCUUGGCGUCACUGAACCGUCAGGAUGGGCUUUGUCUUGGACUCUAGUCCUUGGCUGUACUGUAGAAGGUGAGAGGCGAGUCACCCUCCUCACAAACCUCCGCUUGGAGUAUUUAGGAUGACUGCUAUGAAAUGGAGAACAGUUUCAUCAGGACCAAAAAACCUCACUGGGCCUUUCCAGAGAACGGCAGACCUCACUGUCAGGCUCUUUCUGAUGACGCCUGUCUGUGUGCAUCAUGUUUCUGAGACCACAGUUUACCUCAGGUGUGCCUGCUGCUUUCUUCCUGCACAGUCUGUUCCUUUUCUCUUCUGUGUGCUUGUCCGUGGGGACCCCUUGGAACCCUGCCUGUCUCCUAGGAGGGCGAGACCAAUGUCUUUGUGGUCCUUGCUGCUGCUCUCAGGCGCUUCUCCAGUGCUCUAGAGUGUGCAUUUCAGCUUGAACCUGCUUCCUGGCUCGCACAUCCCCAGCCAGGGAGCUUGCCACACUAUUCUUCAGGUCCAGGAGAGGUCUUUUUUUGUUUGAAGCCCCCUUCUCCAUGGAGUGGGGGCUUCUCAGUAGAGUGUUGUUGCUGACCAGCUGACCUGAGAGUUCAGACUUGGCUUCCUGUGGGGUCUAGGUUCUCGCAAUUCAGGACAUCCUUCCAUAUUCCUGCCCAGCCUGUGGUGCUCAAAACGUUUGUCCCAUGGGAGACAUGUGUGUGCAGGAGCCUCCCUGCAUGGCCCCAGGAGCUUCGUUUUCAGUCUUCUGUGUGACUGUCACCUCACGGGGUUCAAUAGAGAAUUCACGUCACUAGCACCUGGCCUUGUGUGGCUUGGAGAUUAGGUACUGCCCAAAUAGGAGGAAAGCACAGCCUCCUUGAGCCUGCCUUCUGCACGCACAGGGGCUUCAGGAAAGGAGUGGCCACAGCAUCCCGAAGGGAGCAUCUGUUUACCUGGCCGUGGCUCUCAGAGCAGCAGAAGGGGUCCAGUUUUAGACUCUGAAGUUGGUUGUGAUUGACAGAACCCCUUGGGAGCAAACUAGUAGAUGUUGGAUUAAAUUCUGGGUGAAACCCUUUUCUCCCACACAAAAUAGUUUUAGUGACUUUUUUCAGUGUCCAUUACUUGCCAGGGGCAGUUUUAGCAGCACUUUCGAUAGAUUACCUCUAAUCUUCCCAACCAACCAACAAGGUAGCUAUUACUGUCCGCAUUUUACAGGCAAGGAAACAGGCUCCAAGAGGCUGAGGACUUUGCCCAGGAUGACAUAGCCAGUGGACAAGCCGUGUCUGUCAGCUGUGAAGGCUUCACUCUAAUUGUCCUUCUACCUUGAAUAGAAGUUUUCCUGAUAAGAAUAAACAAGGAAAAGGUCCUUGCCUCCUGGAAGAACGAAUCUACCAGGUGAUCUAUUCAUUGUUUCAACUCAGAAUGCAGUUCAUUCAGGAGGUCAUCUGACCUUCACCUUGGAUGGUUAGUUUCACUUUUUACAUAUAGUUUUUGCAGGGUUUUAUUUUAUAAAAUCCAACCGCCCCAGUGAUUGUGUUUUCAUUGUUUUCAGCCCGCCAACUCCAGCCCGCAGCACAUUUCCGCUGUCCGUCAGUAACUGCGUCCUCUCUUUAUGCUUGCUUGGGGAAUGUUGUUUUCUGACUCGGCUGAUCAUUAUCUAAAGAAUCUAAUUCUGUUGAUUUUUAAAACUUUUAGGACCAUAAACGUGUUCCUAUAUGGACAUGGAAAUAUUUAUAUAAUUUUAUAGAAAUAACCUUUUAGAUGGUCAAAGUGUAAGGAAUUUUUUUGUCAGAUAACCAUUUCUACUUCAAAAACAUUUCAUGCAAUAUUAGAAUAAAGUUCUUGUCAUUCCUCU
Molecule: messenger RNA, 6784 nt
Organism: Mandrillus leucophaeus (drill)
Lineage: Eukaryota; Metazoa; Chordata; Mammalia; Primates; Cercopithecidae
Gene: ATP7B
Product: ATPase, Cu++ transporting, beta polypeptide
Exons: 21
Coding region: 351-4748 (1465 amino acids)
Biological process (GO): copper ion homeostasis; monoatomic cation transport
Cellular component (GO): membrane
Molecular function (GO): ATP hydrolysis activity; copper ion binding; P-type divalent copper transporter activity
Source: RefSeq, a predicted model, not a curated record